Papilio polytes (common Mormon) is the source of this 2920-nucleotide messenger RNA. It is a transcript of the gene Mccc1, whose product is annotated as methylcrotonoyl-CoA carboxylase subunit alpha, mitochondrial. The record is from RefSeq and is a predicted model, not a curated record. Bases 317 to 2299 code for a protein of 660 amino acids. Gene Ontology annotation, cellular component: mitochondrion. Lineage: Eukaryota; Metazoa; Arthropoda; Insecta; Lepidoptera; Papilionidae. Gene Ontology annotation, molecular function: metal ion binding; methylcrotonoyl-CoA carboxylase activity; ATP binding. The transcript has 15 exons.
UUGUUCAACUACUAGAACGCUCGCCUUGAUUGGACGUGAUAGUCUUAUUAUGUGUUUAAAUUAUGCAUACAAGCUGUCAUUCGAGAAUUCGUUAAUGAUAAGGAAGCGCGAUAACUUAUGACGACAUUCUUUACUCUAAAUUAAUUGGAUAAAUAUACGAGUAUUCGUUAUUGCGCUUGUAAUUUUAUCAGAGUUAUAUUUAAUCAGUUGCCAUUUGCGUUUUUUAAGAUAAACUCGCGUGUACUUUGAGUGUGUGAAUAGGCAUACAUUUUAUGAAUAGUAUACUAUUAAUACAAAGUGAAUAUAUCAAGGAAUCAUGUACAAACUAAGACAUUUAUUUAAAAUUCGUAAUUCAUUGACUACUCAACAUGGGUUGAGAUAUAAUCAUGCUGGGGUCAAAAAUGACCUUCAGCUGAGGAAUAUAGAUAAAGUGUUGAUAGCCAACCGAGGUGAAAUAGCAUGUAGGGUGAUGAGAACAGCAAAAAAGUUGGGAAUCAGAACUGUUGCUGUUUACUCUGAUGCUGAUAAAGAUGCUAUGCAUGUAGAAAUGGCAGAUGAGGCUUAUCACAUUGGGCCUGCACCAUCAGCACAAAGUUAUCUUAAUGCAAAUAAAAUAUUGGAAAUUGCCAAAAAGUCAAACAGCCAAGCCAUACAUCCUGGAUAUGGAUUUCUUUCUGAGAAUGUAGAAUUCUGUGAGAAAUGUGCCAAUGAAGGUGUUAUAUUUAUUGGACCACCUCCGUCUGCUAUAAGGGAUAUGGGAAUAAAAAGUACUUCAAAAGCAAUAAUGUCAAGCGCAGGAGUACCAAUAGUUAAAGGCUAUCAUGGGGAAGAUCAAAGUAUUGAAAGGCUGAAGGCAGAAGCAAACAAGAUUGGAUUUCCUUUAAUGAUCAAAGCUGUUCGUGGUGGAGGAGGCAAGGGUAUGAGAAUUGCAAUGACAGAAGAUGAAUUUUUGUCACAACUGGAAUCAGCUAAGAGAGAAUCGUUGAAGUCCUUUGGAGAUGAGAGUAUGCUGUUAGAACAGUACAUUACUGAUCCCAGACAUGUUGAAGUUCAGGUAUUCGCAGAUAUGUACGGCAAUGCGGUACAUUUAUUUGAAAGAGACUGCUCUGUACAAAGACGUCAUCAAAAAAUCAUUGAAGAGGCACCCGCACCCGGCCUGUCCGAGGCGACGCGCGGCGCGCUGGGCGCGGCGGCGGUGCGCGCGGCGCAGGCGGUGGGCUACGUGGGCGCGGGCACGGUGGAGUUCAUCCUGCACCGGCACACGCACGACUUCCACUUCAUGGAGAUGAACACGCGUCUGCAAGUCGAACAUCCCAUCACUGAAAUGAUUACAGGCACGGAUCUAGUGGAAUGGCAGUUGCGCGUGGACAACGUACGGGUGGAGACAGGAGUACGAGAAGGGCAAGAGGUGUCAAUUCAUUACGACCCGAUGAUUGCGAAGUUAGUCGUGUGGGGCAAGGACCGAAACCAGGCCCUAGCUAAAACUAGAAGGAAGCUCUCUGAGUAUCAAGUAGCAGGUUUGGAGACUAACGUGAACUUCCUGCUCCGUUUGAGUGGCGCGAGUGCGUUCGUGUCGGGCGACGUGCACACUGCCUUCAUACCGCAGCACGAACACGAGCUGUUCGCGAGCACCGGCGCGCGAGCAGCGCUCUCCGAACACACCGCUAUACAGGCCGCGCUGGGAUAUUUAAGACAAUCUCGGUUGUCAUCGACUGCUAACGACACGUGGAAAGGUAUCUCCGUGUCAUCCAGCGCUUGGAGACCGAACUAUCAGCUGCAGAAGACGGUUAAUUUCAAAUUCAAUGAAAAAGAUAUCAAAGUGCACGUAGAAUAUGAAAGCACACCAAACACAUACAGAGUGAAAGUGGGCGAGGGCGAGUGGCGGCGGGCGCAGGCCGAGCUGCUCCCCUCCCACCUCGGGCUGCGGCUCCUCACCAAGGUGGAUGACAAGACCAGCAAUGUCGGCUUCCUCACAUACGACCAGGAAGUCCAUGUUUACGAUGAGAAUGGUCAAACAGUAGUACAAAUACCUCAUGCUAAGUACCAGUCAGCGGGCGGCGAGGCGGCGGCCGCCGCGCACAGCGCCGCCUCGCCCACGCCCGGCGUGCUGGAGAGGAUUCUCGUCAAUAAGGGAGAUAAGGUAGUGAAAGGCCAGCCGCUGUUCGUGGUGAUAGCAAUGAAGAUGGAAUACGUAGUGCGGUCUCCUCGGGACGGCGUGGUGGCCUCCCUCGCGGCGGUGAAGCAAGGCGACGCUGUCGGCAAGGGGGCUCAAAUUGUUGUACUCGAAAACGAAAGCUAAAUGCUUUUGAAUAAAGGUCAUCGCUCAGUUAACAUGUCUCGUUAGAACAAUAUUUGUUUAUCGGUGCAAUAUAUCAAUCUAUUGUCUUGAUACAGUAAAAUAUAAUUGUUUGAGAUAUAAGUUCUAUGUAUAAACGUGUAAAUUAAGAUUAAGUGACAACUUCUUAAGACAGUAAAGUUAUUCUCAUUUUAAUAUCAUCCUGUGAAUCGUAUUGUCCUGAAAAAUACAAUAAUGUAAAUGAAGCAUUUAUAUAACUUGUUUUUUACUAAUGUAUAUGAUUAUUGAUUACUUGUGUAUAUCCUGUAAUAUUAAGCGGAUAUAUUUUUAUAACUUUUUUUUACUAAAUGUACGUGUAUAUGGUUAAUCGUUCAAUUUUUCAAUUUAAUAGUGAAUAUUAUAAAAAUGCAUAAGCCAAGAAAAUUGCAGGCCUGAGUUACUUCAAUUGACUUCUAUACACAACUUAGCAAUAUGAUCAAAGAAAUUGGUUCCAUAUUUUUCUGCCAUGUUGUCAGGCUACAAGUAUUUUUAUUACUUCUUCCAAUUGUACUUAUAUUAUUAAACUUCGCAUAUUGGGCAAUGUCAUAAUUUAAGGAAUAAAUAAAUUGUAUGUUUUUAUACAAA